AUGAGGCUGGACCGAUUGCACAUGUUGAUAUUAUUCUUAUUUCUUCCUAAUCGUAACGCCAUCGCCUCGAUUAAUAAGAGAAUCGUUCUGACACAACCCACUGUAAUUUUGGUCUCGUACGAUGGUUUCCGGUGGGACUACAUGGCGAAAGUUCAUACUCCGAAUUUGAAUUUUAUCGCAAGUAAUGGCAUCAAAGCGAAACACCUUAUCAAUACCUUUGUUACCAAGACAUUCCCGAAUCAUUUCACGUUAGUUACAGGACUUUAUGAGGAAAGCCACGGGAUCGUAGCAAAUACGUUUUUCGAUCCUGUUUUCAACGACACUUUCUACUUAGAUGCGGUGUCAAAGCAUUACUUGGAUUCAAAAUGGUGGAACGGAGAACCGGUGUGGAUCACGAAUCAAAAAGCUUUUAAGAAAAGUGCUGUGCUGUUUUGGCCUGGUUCAGAGGUGAAAAUAGAAGGCCAAUACCCUACACACUAUUUACCCUAUAGUCGGUCACUUUCCUUCGAGAAACGAAUAGAUUAUUUAUGUACAAUGUUAGAGCAGGAUGAUCCUCCAAGCUUUUUGGCCGCUUAUUUUAACGAGCCAGAUCACAGUGGGCAUAAAUUUGGCCCUAAUUCACCAGAGAUUAAAAGUGUUAUUCGUAGAAUGGAUAAUGUCACUGGAUAUCUGUUGGAAAGUUUACGAAAUCGCGGAUUGUUGAAUCAGGUAAGAUCUAAGCUUAAAUAAUAACCAAAUCAAUCAGUUUACUGUGAAAGGUUGACAUCAGCUGACGACAAUUGUGUCAUCAACAAUUAUGUACGCGAUGAUGACGUUUAUUUAAGCUUGAUUACACUUAUGGUGUGGCAUCACGGAGCCCUUUCCCUCCUUAGCAUUGUCUGCUGCUGGCUUGUGUCACAAACAAAACUAAAUCUCGUAUUAUGAUAUGCAUGCAGCAAUUUUACUUGUAACCAUCCCCCCCAGGCACACCCGUGGGGAUUUGCAAUAUUUUUCUUUCCUAGAGGUCUAUUCCCCACUCCCGGGCACGCAGAAAGAGACAAUUCCCCACCCCCGAGCUUCUGAUCAACCACAUAUACAUUUUUUGCUACAUCCGUUGAUGCAUACAAAGGGAAAUCGACCUGUUUUCACAAGUUUUAUGAACGUUUUCCUUGAGGGAAGGAUAACGGAUGACGUAACGUAGUUAAAACAUAAAAACUAAAUUUGAAAACAAGAACAAAGAAGAAAAAACUCCUUAAAAAGAGAACACUUCAUGAGAACACUGGACUGAAUCACUGUUUCUCUAUAUAUAUAUGUCACUAGUAAUAGUUGACACUACAGCUGCCCCUGUUCGGUAUAUUGCCGGUCAAUAGUAUUCUUGCUCGUUGUGUAGCUCUUUGAAAUAUACCAAUUCAUAAGGAAGAUUAUAUUCCACACAAUAGGUGAGAUAAAUACAGGAAAUGCAAGGUUCCAUGCACAGUUUCAGGUUGAUUUACACAGCUUUGAUCAAAACAUUCUCAGUUUCGAGAAUAGUUUAUUCUAAACCAUAAGAAAAGAUUUAAUAAGAAGUUGAAUUUUUUGCUAUUUCUCUUUCACUUUUUACAUUCAGUUCAUUUUAUUUGCCGGAAAGGAAGCCUUAGAAAUUGAAAGGAGGUUUGAUCAAUUCACACUCACGCAUUCUAGUCUUAUUUUAAAGUUUUAUAGCAGAAGGUCAUCCGUGAGCAGGGAAUAAGUCAGCACAGAAUUUGGUUGUCGGCGAAUUUCUGUAAUCGUCUAUUGAUAUGCUAGUGAGAAGCUAGCAGUUGCUGUUCACUCGUCUUGCUUAUUAAUAUUCCGGUCAAAGAGAGAGAAAGAGUGUCUGGCAAAGGUUUCCAAUGAAAGAUUUGUGAACUUGUGUCUGGCAAACUCUCCAAGUGUUUAUAUAUACACAGUUAUAUGCACCUUAUAACUUCUUCUGCGCUUAACGAGUGUCGUUAAAAUUUUGGUCCAUAACUUUCACUGAAACAACUGCUCCACAGAAUGUCACUGAUAACAUGUAACGCAAAAAAGUGUUGAAGUAUGACUGCACUAUAAAUGUCACAAAAUCUACCUAAGUGGUCCCUUGGGGAUGAUCUGUCUUUACGUCAUCCUAACCAUUUCGUACUUGCGGGCGCAAACAAUAGAAACGUCAUCAUUACCUACCGAUUCCUUGCAGCCCCAUUCAAGCAAAUCAAGAUUUUUUCUAAAUUGAGUGUUUGACUGUAUAUUUCAACUGUAAGUACUUUCCGUAAUAUACGCGCAAGUUACUAGAGUGCCUCCUCGGGAUUUCGCCUUCUGGGCGAAAUCCCUGCCGGGGCAAAAAGCCUUGUAUUCGUUUUCAUAUCAUUAUUUAAAGCUGAGCUGAAGAAAUAUUUCUUUCCUUCCUUUUUUAAAAAAUAAAAUCCAUUCAAGUAUGCAUCAUACGCACAUUUGUUUCAAGUGUUAAAACAUACCUUUAAAUACAGACUUUAUUUUGAAAAGUUAUUCCUCUCCAACCACUCUCCGACAAAUUCCUGCCAGUAAAGUUGGUUGAGAUAGGUGAAGGACAAAAAAAACAUACUGUUUUGCUCUUCAUUUGUUGUACUGGAUUUAUUCAGUUAUGAAGAGGGUGUCUUUUCGUAAAUGCUUGUGAUAUGUUAUAUAUGUGGUAAGGUGUAGUAACUCUUUACGUGUCCCAUAAGAUUAUUAUAAUUAGGUAACUCAUGGAUCUAAAUAUAGUUCCAUUGUAUCUAUAUGACCCAUUUUAGGUAAACCUUAUUAUCACAAGCGACCAUGGCAUGGCAGAUGUCAACAACUCCCGUCUUAUCCAGCUGGAUCAUUACAUUCCAUCAGACUGGUAUACUCUCAUCACUGAUCCAAACAGGGCAGACCAUCCUUCUAAUGUGUUUUUUCAUAUUCUACCCAAGAAGGGAAAGUUGAAUGGCACCUACCAAAAGCUCAAGACUGUUCCACAUCUAUAUACAUACCUCAAAGAAGAAAUACCUGAAGAGUUUCAUUACAGCCAUAACCGACGUGUCAUGCCGAUUUUCAUUGUCGCAGAAGAAGGAUGGACCAUUACAAAAAACAAGUCGAGAAUAGACAGUCGUGGUAACCAUGGCUACAGUAACCAAUUCCCUGAUAUGCACCCCUUUUUUCUUGCCCAAGGACCUGCAUUCAAAGAAGGCUUUGUUUCAGAACCAUUUGAAAAUGUGAAUAUAUACUCUCUUAUGUGUCAUUUACUGGGCAUUGAACCAGCGCCAAACAAUGGCUCAUUACAAGCAGUGCAGCAUCUGCUAAAGGAACACAAACACGAUUAUACAGUGUUGAUAGUAGUCAGUGUAAUUUCUGUUUUAGUUCUUUUGUUAAUGAGUUAUGGUAUUGUCUCAUUUUGUGUCAAAAAUCAUUGUAGAAUGAGGCAGUAUGGGCAUAUAUAUGACUUAGGAACAUCAGAAUUGUUUGAUUUGUAG
Porites lobata is the source of this 3440-nucleotide messenger RNA. The record is from the annotation of a GenBank genome assembly. Lineage: Eukaryota; Metazoa; Cnidaria; Anthozoa; Scleractinia; Poritidae.